AUGUUUACUCUCACCGAUUCAGUGCUCGCCCUGGGCACCUUGGUAACCAUAGGCGUAUUUUGCGGAGGAGUAUAUUUUACCAGUUUGCAAGGCGAAAUUCAAGAAAGGCGCCAGAAUCAGCCAUUGCCAAUUCGAGGCUGCUGCAUCCAAUGCACUCUCCAGCUUUACGGCCCAACACUCAAGGCAAAAUUACAGGCCAUGAGUACAUGGUUAGCAAGAUUUUUCGGACUUGAAAGGACGGUGGCAAAUUUAAAGGAUUGCAUCGCUCUCCUAGAGCUGGCUGCGUACUGGUGGAAGGCAGCAUCGCAGCAUGCCAAUGUGGAACAACAAGAGAAUGCGGAAGCGGAACAGCAGGAACAGGCAGAAGAGCAAGAACAAGAGCAGCAAGAACAACCAGAAAUUCCUGAACAGCAAGCCAACCCCCAACAACCUCCCCUCUUCCCAGAACGACGGCGCCAACGAGACGAAAACCUAGUCCCAAUGAGAAACAUAGGACGGUUCGUCGAGGAACAAGAAGCACCUACACAACUAGUAAUCCAAUCAUCAACCCGUUUCCUCUACAGACACCACACCAACGGAGAUAUUCUGCACUAUCUCCAAAAGUCAGGCGUCGCAUACCCCGAUAUGAAUGGUUGUAGAAGCGCGUCAUUCGUCAAGAGACUGGUCGACUACACCAAUCAGAUGCUCUAUCACAGCAACCUCCAUGCUGGAAGCCGAUGGGAAGAUGUUAGGAAGCGGUCCAAAAUGACAAGCAUUGAGAGGUUUUGGGAGUCCAUUCAUGAAGUUAACCCUCCAACUGGCGAUCAGAAGGAGUGUCCGCUCUGCUAUGAGGGAUUUUCCACGCCAAUGGCGGAUCGUUCAUGUGGAAAUGAAAGGGCGGUAUACGAUAAGACACAUGUUGCGGUGUCGAUGAAGUGUAAAAAGGGUCAUAUUUACGGUGCAUCCUGUCUCUGGGAGGUGAGUAAUGAUCCCGUCCAGAAAUUGCCGCUUGACCCCAACCAUUCGAUUGCUCGGUACAAUUAUCCAAGAAGAUUUAGAACAAUCCGAUAUCCGUAUUGUUCCAAAGCUUCUCGAAUAACAGCAGAGGUCGUCAGAGGAUAUUCAAAUUCAAUGUGGAGUACUUCUGCAAGGAUAUUUGCUAACUUCAAAAGUGGUUCCGCGAAUGUAGCAGCGACAGUCAAAACACAUCAUGUUUACUAUGUCGUACACCUCUAGACAAGCUUUACGACCAAGAAUCUCUCCACGGCAAAUGGAACCACAAUGUGGCUCGGAUACGCUACUUGGCGAAUGAGCGUGCGAGGCUACAGAAAGCUGAUAAUUACUGGUCCUGGUUGGAUUUGUUCAACAGAAUCAACUUGGAUCAAUGGUUCGAAAUUUCCCAGGAAGAAUGGGAGCUUCAAUUGAAAGACGUCUUGCUGGGCCUGCAAUACUUUGACAGCAUGCAGGAAUGUCGUCAGACAAUCGAAAGGGCUUACCUCAUUCUCCGUGGGCUACGAAAUAUCGGCUGGAGAUCGAAGAACCCGGUAAUCAUCAAGAGCAUGACUGAUAGAAAUCUCGACACCUAUCUUUCCGAACGGUAUUAUGUCAAACAUCUUAAGAACAUCCCCGAGACAAAGGAUCUACUGGGGACUGUCGAAUCCCUCUCCAAGCAAAUAAUCGACAUGGUUUUUGAGCUGAAGGGAGAGGUCUUCAAGCCAUCACUCACCCACCGCUUUGUUAGGCAAUCGACCAUCUUCUGGAGCAAUGACAGGAUAGAAUGGCAAUUAAUGCAACGCAUUCCCGUCUGUCAAAAGAAAUGGAUCCACGAUGUAAAGAUGACGAAGGAUGCGCUCGAGGAGACAAGGAAGUGGAAAGUGCAUGAACAAAGCUCGACUAUCAUGGACAAAAAUAAUUCUUACGAACAACCCCUCGACCCUGAAGCUCAUCUUCCCAACGGAAUCGGCAUCCAUACAAGAAUGGCAGAGACUUAUCUGCAGAAAAGAUUAAGCCUACUGAUGGGCUUUAUGAGUCCAGACCAGCACCUCCAAGACCAGCACCUCCAAGACGGCUCAAUGACUGUUGAGCAAAUUCAGGCUGUUGCCAAAAACAUGUUGAAUUUUGCGAAGGUGAACAGCCUAGAUAAAGAGGGUAAAGAAUGGUGGGCAUCUCCUGGAGAUUAG
Messenger RNA from Hymenoscyphus albidus, 2159 nucleotides. The record is from the annotation of a GenBank genome assembly. Lineage: Eukaryota; Fungi; Ascomycota; Leotiomycetes; Helotiales; Helotiaceae.